AUGUCAUUCAGACCUGGUAGUAGAGGUGGUGCCCGUGGUGGUUCCCGUGGUGGAUUUGGCGGUGCCCGUGGUGGUUCCCGUGGUGGAUUUGGCGGUGGCCGUGGUGGUUCCCGUGGUGGAUUUGGUGGUGGCCGUGGUGGUCCAAGAGGUGGUUCCCGUGGUGGCUUCGGCGGUGGUCGUGGUGGUGGCCGUGGUGGUCCAAGAGGUGGUUCCCGUGGUGGUCCAAGAGGUGGUGCCAGAGGUGGUGCAAGAGGUGGUGCCAAAGUUGUUCUAGAGCCUCAUAAGCACGAUGGUGUUUUCAUCGCUAGAGGUAAGGAAGAUCUUUUGGUGACUAAGAACAUGGCUCCAGGUGAAUCUGUCUAUGGUGAAAAGAGAGUUUCCAUCGAAGAACCUUCGAAGGAAGAUGGUGUUCCUCCAACCAAGGUCGAAUACCGUGUUUGGAAUCCUUUCAGAUCUAAGUUGGCUGCAGGUAUUAUGGGUGGUCUAGAUGAAUUGUUCAUCGCUCCAGGUAAGAAAGUUCUAUAUCUAGGUGCAGCUUCUGGUACCUCCGUCUCUCACGUUUCCGAUGUUGUUGGUCCAGAAGGUGUUGUCUACGCCGUUGAAUUCUCCCACAGACCUGGUAGAGAAUUGAUCUCUAUGGCUAAGAAGAGACCAAAUGUUAUCCCAAUCAUCGAGGAUGCCAGACACCCACAAAAAUAUAGAAUGCUUAUUGGUAUGGUCGAUUGUGUCUUCGCUGAUGUUGCCCAACCUGAUCAAGCUCGUAUCAUUGCCCUAAACGCACACAUGUUCUUGAAGGACCAAGGUGGUGUUGUCAUCUCCAUUAAGGCUAACUGUAUUGACUCUACUGUCGAUGCUGAAACUGUUUUCGCCAGAGAAGUACAAAAGCUACGUGAAGAACGUAUCAAGCCUUUGGAACAACUGACUUUGGAACCUUACGAAAGAGAUCAUUGUAUCGUCAUUGGUAGAUACAUGAGAAGUGGUUUGAAGAAAUAA
Molecule: messenger RNA, 993 nt
Organism: Torulaspora delbrueckii
Lineage: Eukaryota; Fungi; Ascomycota; Saccharomycetes; Saccharomycetales; Saccharomycetaceae
Gene: NOP1
Product: rRNA methyltransferase NOP1
Exons: 1
Coding region: 1-993 (330 amino acids)
Biological process (GO): rRNA methylation; box C/D sno(s)RNA 3'-end processing
Cellular component (GO): small-subunit processome; box C/D methylation guide snoRNP complex; nucleolus
Molecular function (GO): RNA binding; histone H2AQ104 methyltransferase activity; rRNA methyltransferase activity
Source: RefSeq, a predicted model, not a curated record